AUGGCCUCCUCUGUUCCCGAGGCUGCCAAUGCCUUGAAGCUAAAAGGCAACGCUGCAUUCGCCAAGCAUGAUUGGCCUACUGCGAUCGAUUUCUAUACCCAAGCUAUUGACCAAUAUGACAAGGAGCCUUCGUUCUUCAGUAACAGAGCUCAGGCUCACAUCAAAAUGGAAGCUUACGGAUAUGCUAUCGCCGAUGCGACCAAGGCCCUCGAGCUUGACCCCACAAAUGUGAAGGCAUACUGGCGACGAGCAUUGGCCAACACUGCCAUCUUGAACCCUCGCGCUGCGCUCAAAGACUACAAAUCUGUCAUUAAACGAGAACCGAACAAUCAAACCGCAAAACUGAGACUUACAGAAUGUGAAAAACUGGUGCGCCGAAUGGACUUUGAGAAGGCGAUCGAGGUGGCCGAGCCAGCAUCUGCGUUUGAGGAUCUCGACAUUGAUGCGAUCGUUGUCGAGGAUGCGUACGAUGGCGUGCGAUUGGAAGGGGAAAUGACACAGAAGUUUAUUGAUGAUAUGAUCGAGCGAUUCAAGAAUGGGAAGAAGAUUCAUCGGAAAUAUGCGUUCCAGAUUGUGAAGAAUGUGUUGGAUAUUGUCAGGGCGGAGCCGACGAUGGUGGAGAUUGGUGUUCCAGAGGGUACUAAGCUCACGAUAUGCGGCGAUACGCAUGGUCAAUAUUUUGAUCUUUUGGAGAUCUUCCGACUCAAUGGCUUCCCCUCCGACACCCACGCCUAUCUAUUCAACGGUGAUUUCGUGGACCGUGGCUCUUGGUCCACCGAGAUUGCUCUUCUACUUUACGCAUACAAAUGGUUGCGACCAGACAAAUUCUUCCUUAACAGAGGAAAUCACGAAACAGACGACAUGAACAAAGUAUACGGCUUCGAAGGGGAGUGCAAAGCCAAGUAUAACGAGCAUGUCUUCAAAGUAUUUUCCGAAUCCUUCUCUGCGCUACCCCUGGCAACUCUUGUGGGCGGCAAAUACUUUGUUCUACACGGCGGUCUCUUCUCCGACGACAGCACGACGCUCGACGACAUUCGCAAACUCAACAGACACAAUCAACGUCAACCUGGUCAAUCAGGUCUCAUGAUGGAGAUGCUCUGGACAGAUCCUCAAACUACCCCCGGCCGUGGCCCUAGCAAGCGCGGUGUUGGCCUCCAAUUCGGCCCUGAUGUCACCAAGCGCUUCUGCGAGAAGAAUGGUCUUGAGGCGGUUAUUCGUUCGCACGAGGUGAGAAUGGGUGGAUAUGAGAUUGAGCAUGAUGGGCGUUGCAUCACUGUGUUCUCUGCACCAAAGUACUGCGAUACGACGGAGAAUAAGGGUGCUUACAUCAAUGUUGGACCCGAACUUAAGCUUGAGUACCAUGUAUUCGAAGCUGUUCCUCAUCCGGACAUCAAGCCAAUGGUAUCGCAAUACUUGACCUCUGACAAAACGAGCUUCGCUUCGGUUUCGGCUCAUGAGCGAUGGCCUGUUAUUCUUACCAGCGCAAUUGACGACCUUCACCGAACCGUUGCUGAUGUCCCUGCCACGAACGACGAAAAGCGAGUCGAGGGGAAAACCAUUAUUGAAGAGUUAGCCAAGUUAAAAUAUGAAAUACAACAUAAUAGGCAAUUGACUCCCCUUCUUGAUGACGGCGAACCUGAUAUUGCCGAGUACAACGAUGAGUUGGAGAAACGCGGCAGUCCAAAAUGGUUCAAUGUUGCCUGGCUUUAUUCAGAAUGCUAUCUCUACCGACGAAUCGCAACUCUUUUCAACCGCUCCAAGUUCUGGAAAGGAUAUGAUGUCUUCUCACGCCAGAAAAUGUCCACAUUCAAAUCGUCACGUCCCGCCGUCUUGGAAUUAGCAGCGAGAUACAAAGCGCUCGCUCUUGAGGCGGAGAAAGAGAAUAAAAAAAAGGGUACAGAUGGACUAUCAGAGGAGAAAAUCGAGGAAGCUGAAAGGAUCAUCUUCACCGAGAUGUGCGAGAUUUGUCUUUGGGGAAAUGCCACGGAUUUAUCAUUACUGACCUCCCUUACGUACGAGGAUAUUCAGAAGUUGCAGGGCUCAGAAGCGCGCAAGGCCUCGGAGAAGAAUAUCCUUGUCAACGACAUGGCAGAGGCUUAUAAUGUCCUCCGUGAUGCACGCAAAACGAAGAAGAUAGGUGAAGAACGAAGAGUCGACAUCAUCCUCGACAAUGCAGGUUUUGAAUUAUUCGUCGACCUAAUCCUUGCCGGUUAUCUACUGUCAUCCGGUCUAGCUACAACCGUCGUUUUACGUCCCAAGGUAAUCCCUUGGUUUGUCUCGGACGUCAUCCCCAAGGACUUCGCAGAUCUGAUAACUGCGCUUGCAAAUCCCCAAGGAUUCUACACUGCAUCAGAUGAUUCUGGCCGCGAAUACCCGCCUCUCUCAGAGGAAGAGUUGAGCAAUGUUCAAUUCUUGUUUAGUCAAUGGAGCUCGUUCCAUGCCGAAGGAAAACUGGUUCUUCGUCCGCACCGGUUCUGGACCGCUGCUGGUUCAUUCUGGCGCCUUCCUAAUACUGCCAAGGAUCUUUAUGAGGAUCUUAAGGAGUCUGAACUUGUGCUUUUUAAGGGUGAUUUGAAUUAUCGUAAAUUGAGCAGUGAUGUUGCAUGGGACCCAACGACCCCCUUCACGGAAGCUAUAGGACCCUUGGGCCCCAAAUCCGGAAUCCGUAUCCUGUCAUUCCGUACUUGCAAGGCUGAUGUCGUAGUCGGUCUCAAACCAGGUGAAGAUGAACGUCUCCGCCAGUUGCCGGACGGAGGCGGUGAUUCAGGCGCGAGGAAAUGGGCUUGGAGUGGGAAAUGGGCUGUUGUAUCGUUUUCGGAUGGGAAGAUUUAA
Talaromyces stipitatus ATCC 10500 is the source of this 2832-nucleotide messenger RNA. RefSeq names its product serine/threonine protein phosphatase PPT1. Gene Ontology annotation, cellular component: cytosol; nucleus. The coding region runs from base 1 to 2832 and encodes 943 amino acids. Gene Ontology annotation, molecular function: protein serine/threonine phosphatase activity; protein binding. The record is from RefSeq and is a predicted model, not a curated record. NCBI's taxonomy places the organism in Eukaryota, Fungi, Ascomycota, Eurotiomycetes, Eurotiales, Trichocomaceae. The transcript has 9 exons.